This is a messenger RNA of Saccharomyces cerevisiae S288C, 891 nucleotides long. RefSeq names its product cationic amino acid transporter (gene RTC2). Lineage: Eukaryota; Fungi; Ascomycota; Saccharomycetes; Saccharomycetales; Saccharomycetaceae. Gene Ontology annotation, molecular function: basic amino acid transmembrane transporter activity; L-amino acid transmembrane transporter activity. The record is from RefSeq and is marked reviewed. Bases 1 to 891 code for a protein of 296 amino acids. The transcript has a single exon. Gene Ontology annotation, cellular component: fungal-type vacuole membrane; vacuolar membrane; mitochondrial membrane. Gene Ontology annotation, biological process: basic amino acid transmembrane import into vacuole; basic amino acid transmembrane export from vacuole.
AUGAAGCUGAUCCCAAUUAUUUUGAAUGCUAAGAAUCUCAGUGGGAUGGCUGGAUCCAUAUCAAUAUGCUGUUGGAUUGUUGUGUUUGUACCACAGAUUUAUGAAAACUUCCGAAGACAGUCUGCGGAGGGAUUAUCACUGCUUUUCAUUGUGUUGUGGCUAUUAGGUGAUAUAUUUAACGUCAUGGGAGCUAUGAUGCAAAAUUUACUCCCAACCAUGAUAAUUUUAGCUGCUUACUAUACAUUGGCAGAUUUAAUUUUGUUAAUACAGUGCAUGUGGUAUGACAAGGAGAAGAAGAGCAUUUUACAAGAAGUCAAGAAAAAUGUUGAUCCUGUGCAUUUGCCUCCAGCAAACCCCAUAAAUGAGACUGUCUUACAAGACGUUUUUAAUGAAUAUGAGCCACUUUUGCCAAGGAUAGAAGAAGAAGAUAGCCAAUCGUAUAGCUCGCUUGAGCUUGGCAGAACAAUAGUCGUAAAGGAAAGAGAGAAUUUUUUCAAUGACUUCUUAAUUGUUUCAGGUGUACUUAUUGCCGGAAUUUUGUCAUGGUAUAUAUCUUACUGUUCCGGCCUAGAUAACGGUAUUCCUAAAAAAAAACCUGCGUUCGAACAGAUUAAUUUACCUGCACAAAUUUUAGGGUAUUUAAGUGCGAUACUGUACUUGGGCUCUAGGAUCCCUCAGAUUGUUCUUAACUUCAAAAGAAAAUCAUGCGAAGGAGUCUCAUUCCUAUUCUUUUUAUUUGCAUGCUUAGGGAACACUUCUUUCAUAAUCUCAGUGCUCUCAGCAUCUUGGCUUAUCGGUAGCGCUGGUACGCUGUUGAUGGACUUCACAGUUUUUAUUCAAUUUUUCCUUUACGCCAAACCUAAAUACGAGAAAAUACUAAUAGAUAAUUAA